Messenger RNA from Sarcophilus harrisii (Tasmanian devil), 894 nucleotides. Its product is annotated as keratin-associated protein 19-1-like. The record is from RefSeq and is a predicted model, not a curated record. The coding region runs from base 234 to 476 and encodes 80 amino acids. The transcript has a single exon. NCBI's taxonomy places the organism in Eukaryota, Metazoa, Chordata, Mammalia, Dasyuromorphia, Dasyuridae.
CAACAAAACAAAAGAAAAAAACUUUAAUGAGCUGGGAGUAUUGUUGUCAGGGACCAAAUGAUGACAAGAAUGUGCUUUUACUCUGGCAAUUUAGUUAUUAGGAAUUAUGCAAUUCUGGCCUAGGUCUGCCGCACCUCCUUCUGGAAGCGUAUAAAAUAUCUGUGCUGAUAGUGCUAUGUACAUUCACACAAACUAAACCCUGACAUCCAUCUACAUUUGUGAACCUUGACACAAUGAGCUACUGCGGCGGCUAUUACGGAGGUCUGGGCUAUGGCUAUGGCUCUGGUUAUGGCUGUGGAUAUGGCAGCUAUCGUGGACUAGGCUGUGGUUUUGGCAGCUGUGGCUAUGGAAGCCUAGGCUAUGGUAGCUGUGGCUAUGGAGGUCUGGGCUAUGGUGGCUAUGGCUAUGGAGGCUAUGGCUAUGGCUGCUGCCGUCCAUCUUGCUGUGGAAGAUAUUCUUUCUGUGGUUUCUAUUGAAAAAAUAUCUUCCCCUGCAGUGUCAUGGAAUCUUUGUCCAACCCAGCUUUGGGUAAUUCCAUGAUUUUCUAAAGACAGCGCAUUCCAUCUGUCUCUACAUCUGGGUGACUUAGAAGAGAUACCAUAAGAGUGUCUUGGAACCCUUAUGGAGCACUCAGGGCAGUGAAGUGGCAGGAAACCAUCCUUCUAGAAUUGUUUCAGGAUUUCACCUGUCAUCAGGGAGACUUCCCCAACAGCUCAUUUUCAGAUUCUCAGCUUCAUGGCUGAGAUAUGUCUUGUGAUUUUCUAAUAAACUUGCUUCACUGGCUUAGAAAAACUGUUUUCAGUUCUCCUCCUUGAUUUCUCUGUACUUGAGUUUAAGUCUCUCAUCAUGCCUAGAUUUUUAACCUUGAUAUAUUUAUCUGUGCCAUUGCAGAAU